This is a messenger RNA of Equus caballus (horse), 7744 nucleotides long. The record is from RefSeq and is a predicted model, not a curated record. NCBI's taxonomy places the organism in Eukaryota, Metazoa, Chordata, Mammalia, Perissodactyla, Equidae.
UGUGUUUCAACACAAUAAGAAAAGAAUCAGCAGGAAAAAAUGAAAUACUUCUCCACCCUAAGAGACACAGGAAGGCGAAAAGACAGCCCACAGAAUGAGAGCAAAUGUUUGCAAAUCAUAUAUCUGAGAGGGACUAGUACCCAGAAAAUAUAAGGAACUCUUACAACUCAACCAGAAAAAGACACCCAGUUUUAAGAGGGCAAAGGAUGUGAACAGACGUUUCUCCAAAGAAGAUAUAAAUGACCAAGACAAAUAUGAAAACAUGUACUACGUCAUCAACUAUUAGGGAAGUGCAAAUCGAAACUACAGUGAGACACCACUUCGCACCCACUAGGGUGGCUGUAAUCAAACAGACAGACAACAACAAGCGUCAGUGAUGAUGUGGAGAGACUGGAAUCCUCAUCUGUUGCUGGCAGGCAUGGAACACUGUGUAGCUGCUCUGGGAGACAGCUGGGCGGUUCCUCAGGCUGAACACACAGUUAGCAUACGGCCAAGCAAUUCCACUCCUAAGGAUCCACCCAAGAGAGAUGAAAACAUAUGUCCACACUCCACUGUCCACAGCAGUAUGUUUGAUAAUAGCCCCAAAGUGGAAACAACCAACCUGUUCCUCCCCUGAGCAAUCAAAAAUUAAAAUGUCGUAUAUCCUUACAAAAAGAAUAUCAGUGAGCCAAAAGGAAAUGAAGUACUGAUACAUGCUACGACAUGGCUAACCCUUAAAAACAUCAUGGUAGGUGAAAUAAGCCAGUCACAGAGGACGACGACAUGUAGGAUUUCAUUGCUAUGAAAUGUCCAGAACAGACACAAUCAUUGAGAUAGAAAGUAGAGUCGCAGUGGCCAGGCCCUGCGGGGAGCGGAGAAUGGGGAGUGACUGCUAAUGGAUCCAGGAGUUUUGUUUUGGGGUGAGGAAAACGUUCUGAAACUGACUGUGGGGAUGGCUGCAUAACUUUCUGAACAUACUACGAACCACUGAACUGUACACUUUAAAGGGUGAAUAUUAUGGUAUGUGAAUUCUAUCUCAAUAAAGGUGUUAUUAAAAGACAAGUGAUAUGAAAUCACGUGAUUCUGGGAUGUACAUUUAGGAAACAAAACAAUAAAGAAAAGUGAGAAUGUAGUUACCAGAGAAGACAGGAUCAGGAUGAUCUCUGAAGCACAAGGAUUUCUGACCGGCAGUGGCACAUGGGUGACUUCGAUGGAGCUAAAACUGUUGAUUACUUCAUCAGGGUUGUACUUAUGCAGCUGUUUCUCUCUCCCUCUCUCUUGCUCUCAGUGAAAUAUACAUAUCACAAAAUUAACCAUCUUAGCCAUUUUCAAGUGUGCAGUUCAGUGGCAUUCAGUACAUUCACACAGGUGUGCAAUCAUCAUCACCAUCCAUUUCCAGAACCUUUGCGUCACCCCAAACCGAAACUCUGUACCCACAAAACAACAAGCUCCCAUUGUUCUUUUUCCCAGGCCCUGGUGACCUCUAUUCCACUUUCUGUCUCUAUGAACUUGACUAUUCGAGGAACCUCAUCUAAAUGAAAUCAUAAAAUAUUUGUCCUUCUGUGUCUGGCUUAGCUGCUCUCUUGUUAAUAAUUUACUGAAAAAUACAUCCAGGUUUUAGGCACAUUUUGUGAUUGUACUAUGAUUCAAAAUAAAAAAUAUCAGAAAAGAAUCAAGUAGCGAUGCAAAUUAAAACAGAAUAUAUAUACACUCUUUCAAAGAGUUUCAUUGUGAAACGGAGAGGAGAAAUUGGACGGUGACUGGACAGUGAUGUGGGCUGAGUGGGAUGGUUUUACAAUGGUGAGACAUUACAGCGUAUAACAAGAUCCGAUCCAAUGGACAGACAGAUGUUUAAGAAGUAAGAGAGAGAAGAGACAAUUAGAAAAGCGAAGUCCAUGGGAAAUUGAAAGGGAAGGAGACGCCACGCACAAGUAGAAGGACUGGCCUUGACUUGGAGGAGCGUGGACAAUUUAUCCGCUAUAGCAGGAGGAAAAUUUAGAUACAGGUGAACUCAUUUGGUGUCUGCAUGUGGUAGGACUCUUUUGGUGGCUUCUAUCUUUCUCAGUGAAAUGAGGCAAGAAGAAAUUAGGAGAGUGAACUGACCAGCGAAAUGUAGGAAGAGGUACAUUUUGAGAUCAUGAACGUGCCACUAGUCAGCACAAGUUUUGCGGGUUUUCCUGAAGACACCUUCAGCCGUUCAGGGUGGGCAUGAAGCAACCACAAACAAAUAGCAGGCAACAGAUGAGACAUCAGAGCUCCCAGACCUGGGAGUCACUUAUUCAUUCAAUAAAUAAUGCUUGUUCAUCUACUCUUGGAAAGCAUUCUUCUCGACCUGGGAGUAUAAGGACGAACAAACAGAAGUGGUCACUGAACACACGGAGGUCAUAGUCUAACACUUUCAGGAUACCUAGUUUUCAACAGGCAUGAUGUUAGGAUACCAGUAUGACAGGCCCAUCCCAAGGAAAGUGUGGGCCUGGAGAUACCAACCAAUGUGCCCAUGAUAAUCACGCAUAAGAGGAGGCUGCUCUGUUGGCAUCUCCCAUACACGCUUCCGCACAGCGCUGUAAACAGAACGCGAGAAACUGAAUUUCGAUGAUGUUAAAAAGUAGGAGUAUUGUCCCUUUCCCCGUGGGUCAUCAGCCCACUCGGGUCUCUCCUGGGGCAAGGCGCAGCCACCCCACUUGCCUCAUCUAACGGACUGGCCUGCGAGAUGUGCAUAUCACUACAAUCCCUCGCUGAGGGUAAGACACCCUGAGUUGUGACGUCCAUGUGUUACAGAGCAAGAGUUUUAGAAGAGGGGAGAUGGGCAAUGGAGUGUGCCCACCAAAGACCUCCAAGCCGCCUGGUCUGGAACAUUUGGAGUUAGACGAGCAACGGACGACAGGAGGGGUGGGGGCGGGGUGUUCCGUGUGGCGCGGUUGAGGAAGGCAUGCAGGUUUUGUUUCCUCUCUCAAGGUACAGUCUUGCAUUUUAGAGUCUGUAGUCCUUCGUCACGAUUACAUCACUCCAUGAUGUCAAAAGGACCUUAGCCAAGCACCGCUGAAGUUGCUGCUGUGGCAGGAAGUCACAGAGAAAGGCCACUAUCUGAAGGGUGACAGAGAGAUCAGAAAGACUAGAAAGGACGCAGCCAGGGGCUGUAACCCUCAGAGGUAAGCAGCAGCCACCCUUUACGCAGCCAGCAUAGAUCCGGAGCUAAUGUGUGUGACUGAGGGUCUGCGUGUCGGGGAGAGGCGCUGCUGAGGGACACAGGCCCUGCAUCAUCAACCAAUCACUAGGGCCAUGUCAGUGGCAGCCUCUGUGAGAGACUCUGCCUCCUUCUUGUCCUCUCUACAGAAAAACCAAGCGGUUAUGUAUGAAGCUAGCAGAGUGCUUCAGACUUGGGCUCCCCAGAUGAAGGGUUUCAGGCUGGCGCUAGUGCCAGGACCUUCACGGGUCAGGCUGGGGAUCAUGCUGGUGUUGGCGCUGAUUUUCCUACCAAGAUUGUACUGUGACCUGGGAGCAGUAUAUUACUCUUCCUACGAAACAGUCAUCCCCAAGAGUCUGACAGUCAACGGAAGGGAAGGCCCAGUGGAAAAGGCAUCCUAUAUGCUGCUGAUGCAGGGCCAGAAGCAGCUGCUUCACCUGAAGGUGAAGAGAGACUAUUUUGUGGAUAACUUUCCAGUCUUCAGCUACCACAAUGGCAUCCUGGGACAAGAGAUGCCCGUCCUCGCGCAUGACUGUCACUAUGAAGGCUACAUAGAAGGCGUCCCAGGUUCUUUUGUUUCUGUCAACACCUGUUCAGGCCUCAGGGGCGUCCUGAUUAAGGAGGGAAAAUCCUACGGCAUUGAGCCCGUGGGCGCUUCAAAAAAGUUUGAACAUGUGUUGUACACCAUGGCGCGUGAAGCUCGAAUCUCCUGUAGCGUCACUUCCAAAGACAGCCAAGUGGUGUCCACCAGCCAGCAACGAGGGAGCAGGAAGCCUCGCAGUGCACAGGCGCUGUCCUACUUGUGGUCACACACCAAGUACGUGGAGAUGUUUGUCGUGGUCAGCAACCAGCGGUUCCAAAUGUGGGGCAGUAACAUCAAUGAGACAGUCCAGAGAGUAAUGGACGUCAUUGCCCUGGCCAACGCCUUCACUAGGGGAAUAAACACGGAGGUGGUGCUGGCUGGAAUGGAGAUUUGGACCGAGGGGGACCUCAUAGAGGUCCCAGCGGACUUGCAAGUUACCCUCAGGAAUUUCAAUAGCUGGAGACAAGACAAGCUCUUCCAUCGUGUGAAGCAUGAUGUUGCCCACAUGAUUCUUGGACAUCGCCCUCAAGAGACGGGACAGGCAUUUCUCAACGGUGCCUGUUCCACUGGCUUUGCAGCAGCUGUUGAAUCCUUCCAUCAUGAAGAUGUCCUCCUGUUUGCAGCGCUCAUGGUCCAUGAGCUUGGGCACAACCUGGGUAUUCAGCACGACCACUCGGCCUGCGUUUGUAAAGAUACACACUUUUGCCUCAUGCAUGAAAACAUCACUAAAGAAAGUGGCUUCAGCAACUGCAGCUCUGACGACUUCUACCAGUUCCUCCUUGACCACAAAGGGGCCUGCCUAUUCAACAAGCCUCAGCACAAAGGCCGCGUGCGUAGGGAUGCUGAGUGUGGUAAUGGUGUGGUGGAGGAGGAUGAGCAGUGUGACUGUGGUUCUGCCUGUGACAAUCACCCCUGCUGUGACCCAGCAUGUAAGCUGAAGGAGGGUGCAGAGUGUAGCGAUGGACUCUGCUGUUUGAAUUGCCGAUUGAGAAAUGUAGGAUUCAUGUGCCGCCCUCCUUCGGGAGAGUGCGACCUCCCAGAGUAUUGUGAUGGUAACUCUGAAGCAUGCCCCACAGACAGCUACAAGCAAGAUGGUACAUCAUGUGAUUUAAUUCACUACUGUCUUGGGGGUCGGUGUAGGAACCCUGAUACUCAAUGCAUCGACAUAUAUGGGUAUCCUGCAAGGUCUGCCCCAGAAGACUGUUAUAUUUCAAUGAACGGCAAAGGAAACCGGUUUGGGAAUUGUGGCUGGCCUACUGCAGCUGAUCCAAGAUAUGUUAAGUGUGUAGAUGAUAACAUAUUUUGUGGGAAACUUAUUUGCACAAAUAUUAGACAGUUACCACCAAUCAAACCUCAACAUACAGUGAUCCAGUUCACUCACAAAGAUGACUUUUGCUGGAGCAUAGACGCAUAUAACACUACUGAUAUCCCUGAUGACGGAGAUGUGCACACUGGCACUUAUUGUGCUCCAAACAAAGUCUGUGUGAAUUACUCCUGUACUGAUCAUACUGUGCUCAACUAUGACUGUGAACCAGCAGAAAUGUGUAAUGGGAAAGGAGUUUGCAACAAUUUAAGGCACUGCCAUUGCGAGCCUGGCUAUGCUCCCCCUGACUGCAAAACUCCAGGAAAUGGGGGUAGUGUGGACAGUGGUCCUCCUGGUAAAUCAGAUGAUGGCAAUCCAAGUGAAGAUGAAAGUAGAAGUCAUAGUGUUGAUCGUGAUAAUUUUGGCAGAGGUAACGAGAAUAAAGAUGAAAGGAAAAGCCUUGGUAAGAUAGUGUAUAUAUUCCCCGUAUUUCUUUUAGCAAUGUUUUUAGGUCUAAUUAUUGGUGCCAGUCUUGAGGCUGGAAAAGAGAUAUCGCAGCGCUCACAAGAGGCCCUAGAAGAAACUGAAGAAGUAGCUACAGAAGAAGAGGAAGUAAGCAGAAGAGAGGAAGAACCAGAGGCAGAAAAUGAGUAGUGAUAGGAAGAAGUCUAAUAUUUCAAACAUCUGCUACAUUGGGUAGCAAGGGCUCUCAGUGGAGCAAACGUGCAGCGGGCCUUGAUGGCUGCAUGGCUCUGAUCAGGACUCCAUAUUCUGUAGAAAAGUACUAAUGUGGGAGGAGGGAUCUUCCUCCUCUUUAUUUUAGUAAUUGAUUAUACAUACAUAUGUAAAAUCCUUUAUAAAAGAAUAUUUUACUAGUUUUUUCCAUUCUCACAUUUCAUGAAACCAUUUAAAUUAAACUUUUCUCAUGGAGCAUUCUUAUCACUGUCUUAUUUUAGAAGGGCCAAUUUUUGAGUUAUAUGUUUUUCAGGGAAUGCCAUCUUAUAUCUGCAUUGUUUGACACACAGUAUUAUCUGUACCUAUACACAUUGCUGUCCCAGGUUUUCUCAUCCCAGUCACAACUACACAUUAUAUUAGGACAGUUGUUUAUAUGAUUAGUUGUUGACAUUUUCCCUGUGCAGUAUAAUGAAAACAUUUUAAAUUGAAAAGUAAAUAAUUAUCUGUUUUCAGAUAAGGCAUCACUUUAGGCUUUAGGUCACCUAUUAAUUGGGUCUCUUUUGGUUCUGGGGUUCUCUGGAAGAGGCUACAUCUAAUCCAGGGUGGUCAGAUCACCCUAGGUCUGGGUGCAUGAAGGAUGGGGAGCAACCUAGGCAAGAGGCAACCCUGUCCAGUGCUUAGCUCAGUUGGAGGUAUUUGAUUUUCUUCUUUUCUGUUUUUCUACUUUUUUACUACAUUUAUUUCUCAUUUCCUUUAUUAAGUUAAUAUACAGAGUUCACAGACAGUCCAAAAAAACAGAGGUUUGGAGGGUAGUUAGUUAUCUGUAAAGAGAGCACAAAGCACAUAUAAUAAUAAAUAUUACCCAUUGUGUGCAAGACACUGUGCUGAACACGCUAUAUUCAUCGUCUUACUUUAAUCCUCCCAUCUGCCCUAUGAGACGCCAGCGUCUACAUGAGGAAACGGAGGCCAAAGAGUUUUGCUCUAGAGCUAGUAAGGGGUGGAACCUGCAUCCCGCCCCAGAUAUGACUGAAUCUACAUGCUCGACUGCCUCAUGAACCUUUUCCUUCAGUUAAAAAAAGUCACCAGGAAGACAAUCAAUACGUCCUCAAUUGCCCAGAACAUGGCUUGUUCCUCAGAGACAAAUGAAACAAAAGUCUUACAAAUGGAGGCUGACCUCCGUCACGAACCUGCCACACUAUGUAGUCGUGAUCGAUGAAACUGCCCCUUCCUCCAUUACAUCCUGACCUCAUGGAGCAGUAGGUUUGUAUCUUAUUCAGCUCUGAGGGCCCAGCUCAUUGUAGGUGCUCAGUAAAUGCUGACGAAGUGAACGAGUUAACCAGAGCCAACCUGAAACGUAGGAGGGGAACUUCUAUGGAUGCUACCUGCUUGUCCCGAGGCAUGGCACAAGCGAAACCUUGCUCAGGCGCAGUGUUGUUACAGGUGGAGUGUUCUGAGUCUCAGGGAAGUUCCUGAGCAUGAAUCCCUGACUAUACAUUCGCUGAGUCCCUCUUCUAACUGCCCACCCUAUGUAAGCAAAAGAGGACAAACCAAAGAGGCUAAGACAGACCUGGUUUCCGCUUUCAAGAGGGUUAUGUUAAUUACUGUGGGUGGAACACAAACUAAACUUCAGAGCAAAAUCCAAAAUCAAGCCUUCAGUUAUGUAACUUUCCAGGCCACAGGAUUUGCUGGUAACCAAAUCUCAGAAUGUCCCACGCCAGAAGAUCAAGAUUCAUGGCGAAAACACACCGUUAGUUGGCAGUCAACUGAGAGCUUUGAGAAAGAGGGUGAAAGUGGGUGACUGAAGGCCUCCAAACGUAAACUUGUCAUUAGAGACUUUUGAAGAAGGUGUGGAGGAUUUCUGCUGAGAAGCACUUCAGUGGAGAACAGAAGGGGCAGCCUUCCUAACUACACAUGCUGAUGGUGACUAUAAUAAAAGCUCAUUGGCAUCACGUAGUCUUAACAACUUACCAAAUGUAAGGGAAUCACGAUUUAAGUGCCAGGUAAAUGUGCUUAGGUAACU